UUCCACAUUGCCUUUUCCGUGUGGUGCACAGAUUUUAUAAAAUGCCAAAUCCCAGACCCAACUCCAUUAAAAAGCUACGCAAAACCCAGAGAACUCCAAAUUCUGACGCCUAUUUAUCUUGGCUUACUUUAUUUUAAGAUCCGAACCCCUGCAGCCUCCAUUGCACUGUUGUGUAUAUAUAAACCUCAUUACCCCACCUUUCUGUUUAAAAAAAAGAUCCUACACGUUUCUGGGGUGGAUUCUUCCAUGUCUUCAGGAUUAUGUUCGCAGGGUGGUUUGGUAUUGGCAACUGCUAUGGUUGUUUCCAGCGCCGUGAUUUUCCUUGGGCUUUCAAGGAAAAAAUGUUUGCCACCUCCUAAGCAAUCUCUUCGUUCUUGCUUGUCUUCUUCAGAGGGGAAGAGAAGGGACAAAAGAAAGAAGAAAGUGCAGUUUGCCGAGAAUGUAAAGGAAACGAAUGGUAACGGAGAAAAGUACAGGAAAGAACAACGAAAGAAGUUUAUUGCAGAAACAGAUAGAUUCUGCAGGAAUGAAAUGCCUCCUAAUAGGAUUGCUUUAUACAAUGGAAUCCUCAGGGAUCGUGUGCAUAAAAUGCAGAGUUCGUAUUGAUUCUUAA
Molecule: messenger RNA, 613 nt
Organism: Hibiscus syriacus
Lineage: Eukaryota; Viridiplantae; Streptophyta; Magnoliopsida; Malvales; Malvaceae
Exons: 2
Coding region: 247-606 (119 amino acids)
Source: RefSeq, a predicted model, not a curated record